Molecule: messenger RNA, 1200 nt
Organism: Triticum turgidum subsp. durum (durum wheat)
Lineage: Eukaryota; Viridiplantae; Streptophyta; Magnoliopsida; Poales; Poaceae
Source: the annotation of a GenBank genome assembly
AUGGAGGGAGACUGCAGUGAGAUCUCGGCGCCGUCGCCCGCGACCGAGCACGACGUCCCCGACGAGCUGCUCGAACUAGUAUUCCUGCGCCUCCCCUCCUCACUCCACCUCGUCCGUGCCGCUUGUACGUGCAAGCGCUGGCGCCGUAUCAUCGCUGACGGCGCCUUCCUCGGCCGCUUCCGUUCUCUCCGCGCCUCCCCUGUCGUCGCCGGACACUACCGCGUCGAUGAGCGUACGCACGGGUCGUGUCCGCCGGUAUGCAACCCCGUCUUCUCCCUCUCGCCGUCGGCGGACACCGUCGACAUGCUCCCGCAGCACUUCUCGCUCGACUUUCUCCCAUACUGCGAUGGCGGCUCCUGGGACAUCGCCGACAGUCGAGGCGGCCUCGUCCUCCUGAAUCAGUGCACGGACGCCGAGGACGAGGAGGAGCCGUCUCUCUUCCACGACCUCGUCGUCUGCGAGCCCUUGACGCGGCGCAGCAGGGUGGUCCCAUGCCCGGACCGGCUCGAGGGCUGCCUCUGCUGCGGCGCCUUCCUGCUCGACGGCGACGGCGACGAGACGGGUGAGCGCAUCAGCCUGUCGAAUUUCAGAAUAAUAGUCGCGCUCCGGUUGGAUGGCAUUGCCAGGGCGUGUUCAUUCUCCUCCGGCAGCGAGGGUUUCUGGACCAUGGCGCGUAUCACGGCAGACAGCCACGUGAGGCCCGAGAGCAGCUUGUACUUCGCUCGGAAUUUCACCCGGUAUGUCUACUGGAGGACCGUAGACGCCGAAAUCAUUGUCCUUGACAAAGACACAAAGGAAUUCUCUCGUUCCUUGUUCCCGGAAGACAUGCGGUAUUUCAGGCUCGAGGUUGUAGGCUGCGCCGGUGGCAAGGUGCGCAUUGCCCACCGGGGCGCGAGCCAUCUCAAGGUCUUCACACAAUCAGAGGGCAGGGAUGAAUGGGUGCUGGAGAAGAGUGUCCAACUGCAGCAGUUGAUCCGUGAGGUUCAAGGUGAAGGUGAGUUGAACGUCGACAUGCUGGAGAAGAUUGUCUCGGUGGCGGAGGGGUCUGUCGUGUUUUGUACAGACAACUGCGUGGGGCUCAUCUCCAUCGACCUCGACACCAUGGAGUGUAAGCGCGUUCACGACGAGAACAAGUACUACGGGCCAGAGUACGUGUACCAGCUGACAUGGCCUCCCACGAUCCGAGCUUGCUUACCAUGA